UCCUUUCGGCCGUGCGACGGGGCCUACUUGCCCUCACGCCUCCACUCCGGCGGGUCUAUAAAGGAAAACUGCACCGGCUAGUCCAUUGCCAACCACCACCGCACCUCACUCUCAACAUUUCUCCUCGUCCUCGUACUUGCUAGCUCCGGAGUGAGUGUUUGAUCGGUAGGAGCUCCUGAGGUAAUUACUAGCAAUGGCGACGCAGGGAAGAGGCAGUGCAGCCGUGGUUGUGGGCGUGCUGCUCGUCUGCGUGCUCCUGAACGCAGCGGUGGCGGAUGCGGCGGUGUUCAACGUCGGCGACCGCGGCGGCUGGUCCUUCAACACCAACUCCUGGCCCGCCGGCAAGCGCUUCAAGGCCGGCGACGUCCUAGUGUUCAAGUACGACGCGACGGCGCACGACGUGGUGGCGGUGAGCGCGGCAGGGUACAAGACCUGCGCCAAGCCGGCCAAGGGCGCCAAGGUCUACAAGUCCGGCGCCGACCGCGUCACCCUCGCCCGCGGCACAAACUACUUCAUAUGCAGCAUCCCCGGACACUGCCAGUCCGGCAUGAAGAUCGCCGUCACCGCCGCCUAGCUAGCCUCGUCCAUCGUCCAUCAUGCACGUAACUCGUACGCGCGACGUUACGUGACACGAGAGUAAUAAUAAUAAUAACCAAAAUAAAAGGCUGAGGGUAUUAUUCGUACGGUGUGUGUACUGUUUGAUUUCGACUCCACCGAUCGUACUUGCUGUUGUAUAUGCUGCCAUGUGUACUGAUUUUGUGCUCAUAUAUACGAAAAUAAAAAUGCGUGCAACAAUUAUUCUUC
This is a messenger RNA of Hordeum vulgare subsp. vulgare (domesticated barley), 804 nucleotides long. Its product is annotated as chemocyanin-like. The record is from RefSeq and is a predicted model, not a curated record. Gene Ontology annotation, molecular function: electron transfer activity. Gene Ontology annotation, cellular component: plasma membrane. NCBI's taxonomy places the organism in Eukaryota, Viridiplantae, Streptophyta, Magnoliopsida, Poales, Poaceae. Bases 194 to 574 code for a protein of 126 amino acids. The transcript has 2 exons.